AAAAUAAGCAAGCUUUUUGGCAGCAAGAAAGAAGCACUUACCAAUUAGCCUUAACUCAAAAUCAAACCGAAAUUUCUACUUUAGAAUUAAUCAUUCUUAAUUACCAAAGAAAAGCCCAAGCCGUGCAACAAACUAUUAAGAAAGGCUUUUUGCUUUUUAGUCCGGACCAAGUUUCGAAAGCCGAAAGAGAAAAAUUAGAGGCCGAGCAUAUAAAUCUCCAAAAAGAGUACCAAAAAUUCGUAAUUGUUAACGGGGAGUUAGAAGAGAAAAAUGACCUUCAAGACCAACUUCAAAAAAAAGCAACUAAAUUACAAGAACUAACUACUAAUUAUCGUUCUCUCAAAAAAGCCAAAGAGGAAGUAGACGGCGAACUAGUAACUCAAAAAGAAAAUUAUUCACAAUUGGAAACUAAAUUUCAAAAGCUCGAAUCUUCUCUCACCAAGACCCAAAAAGAACUAAGUGAUUGGAAAGAUAACUUUUCCGCAUUAAAAGACGAGAAAGAAGAUCUUAGCGAAAAACUAGCUCAAACCGAAAGCAAGCUAACAGAAGCUAAUCAGUCCUUAGAAACCUGGCAAAUGCUUGAUGAACUACCAGUAAUUCCUCGUGAAGAGCCCAAACUUACGGGAUUAGAAAAACUUUUUGCCCGGGUAAAUAAACUGACCGGGAAAAACAAAAACCCGGGAAAAACUAACCCCGGUGAACCUAGUGAACAAAUAGGAAUUGAGGAAAUGUAUGCUAUUCUUGGAGUAGACGCAAAUGCGAGUGAAGAGGAAAUAAAAAGUGCUUACAAAAAACUCUCAACCCAAUAUCAUCCGGAUAAGCAAAUUAAUAAAAGUGCUAAGGACAGGGAAUUUGCUGAAGAUAGAAUGAAACAAAUUAAUCAAGCCUACGCUGUGUUUAAGAAACUUACUGGGGGAUUAGAUACUGGUGAAUUUGAAGAUACUCAUAUUCCCCAAGCGGGCGAAAACAUUAAAAGUCAAAAUGCUGAACGGAAAGUUGAAAAUAUUGAACCGGAAAAAGAAACUGCAACGGAAGAACCAACAGCCCCAAAGCCAACAGCGAAGUUUUGGAAGCGGCUUUUAAGAAACUUGCUUCUCCGAUUAAGAAAAAGACGAAGACUGGGGCAAAAUUUAGUGGGAACACAACAAAAAAUGAGUUCAACAGAUUCUUGUUCUAACUGUUCACAGCUCGAAACUCAGUUAAGGCAAGCACAAACUAACUUGGAUAAUAAAGAAACUGAAUUAGAAAGUGCUAACAGGGAGAUUUCACACUUAAGAAAUACGCAAAUAAAAAGUUUAGAAGAGUUUCGGGAAGAACGAGAAAAGAAAAUAGUUAGUUUAGAACAGGAAGCAAUAAGUCUUGGAGUUACAAUCAGAAACCAGCAAUCAGAAAUUGCUAAAGAACAACGAGAAGCUCAAAGCACCGAAGAGGAAAAUCAUAAAUUGAAACUCCAAAUUAAUGACUUAAAAUACGGAAUUGGCUCAACCCCAAGAGUCCCGGACAUUCCUACUAUUCCAAACUCACCAGAUCAAGGAACCACAACACCACCCAACAACAGCAAUUCCCUAAAUCCAACUCACGCAACAAUAUUUUUUGGAAUAGGUGUAGUAGUCGGCGAGAGAAAAAAGAAACUUUUGUUAGUUCAAGAGCCCAGCAAAAAAGAAUUUUCUGAGGAACCAUUGCCUCAAGCAUUUCCAACUUAUUAA
Racocetra persica is the source of this 1706-nucleotide messenger RNA. Lineage: Eukaryota; Fungi; Glomeromycota; Glomeromycetes; Diversisporales; Gigasporaceae. The record is from the annotation of a GenBank genome assembly.